AUGUUAGAGUUAUAUGCUUUCAUCACUACUAUUGAACUCACUGACAAUGAGGACUACUAUCAAUGGGAGCUCGAUGGUAAAGUUUCAAAGGUUUUCAAGACGGGCGACGUGUACUCUUACUUAAGAGGCGAUCUACAAACGAUGAGCUGGGCAAAGGUGAUCUGGUUUCCUCAUGCAAUCCCGAGGCACUCGUUCAACGCUUGGAUCAUGAACCUCAAUCGUUCCCCAACAAGAGAUAGACUACUGAGUUGGGGGCUACAGGUUGAUUCUUCCUGUCUUCUCUGUAAUUCAAACAAUGAAACAAGGGAUCAUCUUUACUUUGACUGUACAUUCAGUUUCGAUCUUUGGAGUCAACUAGCAAGAAGAUGUCGGAUCAGGCCUUACCGCUCCUGGAAUCAAACGAUCGCUCAACUGGAAAACCUCCAGUCACCCAAAUCGACUCGUCUCCUCACUCUUCUGGUUUGGCAAGCCGCCCUCUACUGGCUCUGGAACGAACGGAACGCACGUCUUCACUCAGGCGUUUUCCGUUCGGUUGACGUCAUUCUUACCCUCAUCGACCGUCAGGUUCGUAACAAGAUUCAAAGCUUCCGUGAGACAAGCCCUUCCCUCGCGUCGAGGAUGUUGCAAAGAUGGUUCGAGACCCCAUAA
Molecule: messenger RNA, 648 nt
Organism: Brassica rapa (field mustard)
Lineage: Eukaryota; Viridiplantae; Streptophyta; Magnoliopsida; Brassicales; Brassicaceae
Source: RefSeq, a predicted model, not a curated record